CGCUACCAGGUCACGUGACCCUCAUAAGUCAGGAUGUAAACAAUGGAGGAGGAAGGAGACGCCGUGCUGGCCAAAGUCAACAAAAUCUCUACUAUCUUCUCUUCCUUGACAGAUACGGUGACUAGAUCGCCAGGACUAAUUGACAUUGAAAAAUUGAACAAGCAGAAUGCCCAAGCAGUCAAAACACAACCACAGAACCCCGAGGAAUUUUAUAAUCGAGUCAGUUCCUUCAGACCAGGAUUAUGGACUGUGCAAGAGCUGACCCCUCUGGAGUGUGCAAGAUGGGGCUGGCGUAUCCAGGAGAAGGAUAUUCUCCAGUGCGUCACCUGCCGUGAGGUUGUUUGUGCAAUUCUACCUGAUGUACGGGAUUUCAAAGCUUAUGAAAAGUACCUUAGUCUGUUGAAGAGCAGGAUAUUGGAAGCCCACAAAGAUGCCUGUGGUUGGAAACAUAAUCCAAGUCCUGAGGAGUUUGUCCAGCCACCUUAUAUUGGCUCUAUUGAAGACAUGCGCAAUCUCACAAAUUCUGCUCGGACACUUGCUGCCCUAAAUUCAGCUCUACCAUACCUUGAUGUUGAAGCUUUAUCAAAAAGUCUUGGAGCAGAUAAAGACCUUAUUGUGGGAUUGUUCCAAAAUGAUAGCACUGAUUAUGAAGUCCAGGCUUCCUCUGUGCUAUUGGUAUUGAGUGGAUGGAUUCGUGGUGAAGGAGCAUAUUUAAGGUGCAAAGUCUGCAGAAGAUCAGUGGGACUCUGGAGUUUCAUAACCAGAGCUGAUGAAUUAGAAAGCACUCGUGCCAUCUCUCCAGCUCCUACACCAUCAGGGAAGAGAAAAAGACAUGAAGAGCAGGUUGAGGAGACUGCAGAAGAUGAAGAGAUGGAUCAGGAUAAGGUUGAGGGAUCCAGUCCUGCAGGUAGUAGGAUAUGUCCACCGCGGAAAUGCAAACUCCUGAAGACCGAUAACAAAGGCAGUGACAGUCGGGAGAAAAUCAUUGAAGAAAACAAAACAACAGGUGAAGAAGGUGAAAGAAAAGGGGAAGAAAAUGUGCAAAAGGAGCAGGAAAAAGAGAUGGGAGAAGAUGGUGAGAAGGAGAAGGAUAAUGGGCAAAAAGAAAAGACCAUAGCUAAGGAAGCAGAAGGGGAUAAAACAAAUGAAGGUGAAGUGCAAGAAAAGAUGGAAGAAGAAAGUCCACCGACUGAAAAUAACAAAAAGGACAACUCAAGUAAAGAGAUAGAAUCAGAAGAGAGGAAGAAAAUGGAAGAAGGAGAUGAAAAGGAAAAAGACCAACCUCAAGAGGAGGCAGGAGCAAGAAACAGUUCAAAGGAAAAUGAAGAUCAGGAGAAGGAACAGAAAGAAAAAAUAAAUGAUUCAGAAAAUGGCAAAAGUGAAGCCUUAGCUGGAAAUAAGACCGAGAAAGAUGACAUGGAAGACGAGUCAGUAAAAAAGAAAGAAAAUGAGAUCGAAAGGAGUGGGGAAAUAGAAGCUGAAAAUAAGAAAGAUGAUGAAAAAUCUGUAAAUCCUGAUUCUAAACCAGAAGGAAAAGGGCAGACAACAAACAAUUCUGAUGCAUCAGAAGACUGCAGAAAAGAUUCCUCUAAAGAUCUGGACACAAAAACUAGUCAGACUGAAAAAGACAAGCAGAGUAGUGGUGAGACUGCAAGCCAGGAGAAGGAAGAAGAGAAUCCUAAAGAAAUUAAUCCAACUGGAGAUAAGGAACAGGGUAGCAAGGAGACAAGUAGGGUACAAGAUAGCUGCACCAGCCAAAAAAAUACAGCUCUUCCAAGUCCACUGAUAAUUGGUUCUUCUCCCUCUACACAAAUUAGAAAGAUUGGGGAAAAGCAGUACUUCCAUCCCUUAGAAGAGCAUCGCCACUGGUGUACCUGGACGAUGAAGAUCCUUCUUGAAGAGAUUGAUGAGGAAAUGUCUCUUGAGAAAAGGGGUUAUCAGAUGGUGACUGAGCAAGCAAGGGAUAUUUUAGAUUUCGCAAGCAGAAAAGAUCUCUGUUCAUCAGAAAAAUAUAUAAGAAAUGUAGAAGGAUUGCGUUCCAUUCGUACAAUGCUAAAUGGACUGGCUUCAGUUGACGCCUGGCUGAGUGAAGAUAUUGCAGAGAAAUAAGUGAACAAUUGUGGCCAAGAUUCUUUUUUAUAUUUUUCUAAAUUAUAUCGUAAUUUCUCUUUUGUGCAUUUUUAUUCAUAAUUUCUCUUUUGAGCAUUUUUAUACAAAUAUACGUCUAUUUUCA
This is a messenger RNA of Penaeus vannamei (Pacific white shrimp), 2233 nucleotides long. Its product is annotated as 17S U2 SnRNP complex component HTATSF1. Gene Ontology annotation, cellular component: nucleus. NCBI's taxonomy places the organism in Eukaryota, Metazoa, Arthropoda, Malacostraca, Decapoda, Penaeidae. The record is from RefSeq and is a predicted model, not a curated record. Gene Ontology annotation, molecular function: zinc ion binding.